This is a messenger RNA of Drosophila ficusphila, 2661 nucleotides long. RefSeq names its product PHD finger protein 7 (gene Phf7). Bases 298 to 1977 code for a protein of 559 amino acids. Lineage: Eukaryota; Metazoa; Arthropoda; Insecta; Diptera; Drosophilidae. The transcript has 3 exons. The record is from RefSeq and is a predicted model, not a curated record. Gene Ontology annotation, cellular component: nucleus.
CGAAACAGUCAAAAGAAAAUCAAAAAAUAUAUGAAACCUCAACUAGUUUGCACAGAUUUGUCUAAGUUUCUAACUAUUUUGCUCACUUUUGAAUUCGGUUUCUGCUAAAAAGUGUUAUCAAAAAUUCAAGUCACAGCGGUUGUUUCGCGAACGUCUUACAACACUACGCAGGGACGCAUACCGAUAACAUCCUUUGAGCGCGCGACUGUCGACAAACGUUCACUUGUCACCGAAAUUUUUCGGAAUCAGCCUUUUUGCCUGAAUUUUCUAGAAGGAGUGCGAACAGCGGUAGUGAAAAUGAUUUAUUGUGUGCUGUGCCGUAGUGCCGAGGACGAUGAUCUCGCCCUGGGAACCAUCCACAAGGAGGGCUCCUUUAUGGUGCACCGCAAUUGCUUGUAUUUGAGCUCGAAUCUCGUCCAGCGCGGCAGCGAGGACGCCGGCAUACUGCGCUUCCUCAGGGAUGACAUCCUCGCGGAGGUUUGUCGCACUCGCUCUCUAAAUUGCUACUACUGUCAUCGCCCGGGCGCGAAUAUCGGUUGCUGCAAGUCGGGCUGUCGCCGCACCUUCCACACCAAGUGCGGCGUAGACAAUCUUGCGCAGAAUCAGUUCCGCGACACUUACAAAUCCUACUGCCACCAGCACGUUCGCUCGUAUCGGUGGCGUCCGUCCUCGGAUGAGAAUUGCGUGAUCUGCGCCGAACUGGUGAUUGCCGAGGGAAGCCGCUUCUGUGCGGUCAGGGUGCUGCAGUCGCCGUGCUGCCGCAAUGGCUGGUACCAUCGCAAGUGUCUGCAGAAAUAUGCCAAUAGUGCAGGCUACUUCUUCAAAUGCCCGCUGUGCAACAAUUCGACAACCUUCCAUGAUGUGGCCCUGUGGGGCAUCUCCGUACCAAAUCAGGACGCCAGCUGGGAAACCGAACCGAACGCCUUCGUCGAGCAUAUCAUUCUCGAAGACAGCUGCACGGCCCUCCGUUGCCUUGGCCUCUCCGGCAGAAUUUCCAGUAGCUCCAAUCUGCUGUACUGCAACCUAUGCGGCUCCAAUCCGGUGCACGCCUUCUGCACUGUUAUGCCCGAAGGCAGAUACGUGUGUAUUGUCUGCGCGGUGAUCACGCCAACCAAUCACCGAUCAAACGAAUCCGACGAGGAGUCGAGCAGCUCCGAUUAUAGCGUAGUUUCCGAAGGACGCCAGGCCACUCGUCCAACCGAGGAUGUUAACAACACAACCGAUCUCUUCCAUUCGAAGCUGCAGGCUGCCGAAAGCGAUGACAGCGAUACCGAGGAUGACGAGGAUGUCUUUCAGCGGGCCAUUGAGAGCAAGGAGAACCAAUCGCAAACAGUUCCGGUCGAGGAGAAGCCCACCACAUCGGCGGCUGCGGAGGUCACGGCUGCGGCCUCGCCAAAGACUGAGUCGAGCCCAUGUACACCACCAAUUCUGCGCCGUGGAACUCGCCGUACGCAGUUCAUUUCCUCAGCCAGCACUGACAAUAACUCGCCAGCACCUAGACGCCAAACACGCAGAUCUUCAAGACAGGGGGCGGUGAACAACCAGGAGAACAAUGAGCCCGCCAAGGAGGCAACCAGCAACAGCCCGGCUAACAAUCCGUUCGGGCGAGUUCCUAGGCGCUCGAGAUUCACAGUACCGCCAACAUGGUACACUUCGCCGACUCCAAGGGGUUCAGGAAACGGUGCAAACACGGAGAACAGGGAGGCCAACAAGGAAAUAGACAAGGAGCCUGAGGCGAAGAAGCGCCACGUGUCGCCCUCGACAUUGUCGCAGCCAGGAAGGAGGCGCUACUUGAGCUCCAUGACUCCGGGGUCGGCUAACUCUCGUUCUGGCGGGAACAACAACUCGGAGGGCCGUAUGACCUUGCGCCGCAGCACCAUGCAUAGUACAAAUCGCGGCAAUCUGGACGUGUCCUGCGUGGCCAAUAGAACACGCAACCGACUGUCAGCCCACCUGGCCAGCGCCCACAAGGAUUAGGAGAUCGCUAUAAGUGUAGUUUUAAUAUUAUGUACAGCAAAAACCGACUAGGCUGCGCUUCCAAGUGCGUGCGCUUGAAUCGCAGCCGUCCUAAACUAUUAUUAACACGUCAAGCAUGUCAUCACAAUUCACAUCUGCCAUUGUACAUCUAAUUCAUUAAAACCCCGAUCUCCUUACUAAAACAACUAACCACUUUUGAAUCACUCUAAUAUUGUCUUAAUAAUCAACUAACAACUCUUAAAGAAGCUUAAUAUUUUUUUAAAAAUCAUCUUGUUGAAUAGAAGUACCACAUUAGAAAUGAAGUUUUAUCCAUAAAUCUGUUGUACAUAUCCUUCAACUUCUACAAACUUUAAAUAUUGUAGACUAAACUUUCAUUCCUUUAAAAUAUUUGAUAAGUAUUACCUUUAUAGGCCAAACCAAGAUCUCCUGACUAGUAUAACUAAUACAUUUUAGGUUCUUUAUUGAAAUAUAAGAAUUAUACAAUCUCUUUAUUUUUUUUCCACUUUUCGUUAUUGAAGAGUGAAUUUAAAAUUUAUUUAUAACAUAUUGUUCGUUUUUUCAACGAGAAGUAGUUUAAACUUUUAACUUUUAAACUUUAACUUGCAUCUACCGUUUUAUUUCAGUAACAAUUAUAUUUCGCCGAAAUUUUGAAAUAUGUUGAAAAUAAAGUUUUUUUUAUACACA